ACUUGCAAUAAGUGCAAUUAAUUGUGAGCCACGGAGAGGAUGAGAAACGCAUGGCUCCGCUCUGAUGUUGGUCGAGGAACACAUCUCAGUCCAAGGACGUGCUCGAAGUGUCUAUACUACAGUAUGAUUAGUUAAUUAGAAAAAUGUCAAGUGAUCGACUCCCGCAGGACAUCCUCUGCAGCCAAUCAGCGCUCACACAGGCGUUAUGAGUGAGCUGUGAACGCGCGGGGAGGUUCAGAGAGCAGAGCCGAUGACAGAGAUACAGUUCUAAACAAGAGAGAGCGCCAAUAUAUAUAGUAAGAUUAAGCGCGCAUAUCCUUUCUGGGCGAGUUUUCUUUUUCUGUGCGUUUUAAAAAAAGUUUAGAGAUAGGCUGCUUGAAUUAGCCUACUCUGGCCGUCUCGUGGUUCCAAAUGGGUAAAUAUCAGCAAGACUAAACUCUAAAUAUCUAUUUUAACAGAACAGACAGUAUCAGUAAUCGCGAUUAAAACGCAUGUAUCUGUGCGUAAAACGCAGCUAUCAAAGUGUUUUCCUGCAACUCCAAACACCCUAAAAGCGUUGCAAUGGAAAAAUCAAAGAACUUCAGGAUCGACGCCCUUCUGGCUGAAGAACCACAUCGAGGGACCCGAGAAGUAUCACCUGGACUGAGCAGCGACAGCCCGACGGGCAGCCCGAUGUCCUGCAGGCGCGCCGACACUCCGUCCCCGCGCGGGACCCCCGGUGCCAUACAUCUCCAAACCGGAAUCAUACCUAAACCAGGACUGCUCAAUCUCCCGCACCCAGGACUCGCUUCGCUUCCAGGCAUGUACACGACGCCCAUGUACCCCAUUUCAGCUUUGGGAGGUCAGCACCCUGCCCUGGCGUACUCGGGUUUUACGCAGCUGACGCAUUCGUACCCGGAGCAGCUGAAGGCGGCGGCGAUGGCCGGAUCUUUACCGCUGGAGCACUGGAUACGAGCUGGCAUCAUGGUACCACGACUGCCCGAUUACACCUGUGAGUGGGGUAGCAUUCAGAUGACCGCCCCCCAGUCCGGUUUGAUGGGUAAAUGUCGUAGGCCGCGGACAGCAUUCACCAGUCAACAACUACUGGAGCUGGAAAACCAGUUUAAACUUAACAAGUACCUUUCCAGACCCAAACGCUUCGAAGUGGCCACAUCGCUCAUGCUGACUGAGACACAGGUCAAGAUCUGGUUCCAGAACCGUCGAAUGAAGUGGAAACGCAGUCGUAAGGCUAAAGAACAGGCCGCGCAGGUCGAGGUCGAUCGUCAACGCGGGGGAACCAAAUCAACCAAUGAGAGGCCAGAAAGGGACGGCCGCAGGGCCAUCGCUCAAAGUGUGGAGGAGCAUGAGGAAGAGGACGAUCUUGAGGAGGAGGAUGAGGAAGAUGAGGAGGAAGGGCAACACAAGUUCAUAAACGACAACCUUAAUGUACCACGUUCCACAGACUUUCUGCACCACACGUCUGCGUUAAGAUACCACCCUGACAGCCCGUUCUCUGAGGACGACAUGGAGGAGGUGGGAGGAGGCGACAGGAAGAUUGGGGCAGGGUUAUGA
This is a messenger RNA of Onychostoma macrolepis, 1551 nucleotides long. It is a transcript of the gene mnx2b, whose product is annotated as motor neuron and pancreas homeobox 2b. The record is from RefSeq and is a predicted model, not a curated record. NCBI's taxonomy places the organism in Eukaryota, Metazoa, Chordata, Actinopteri, Cypriniformes, Cyprinidae. Gene Ontology annotation, cellular component: nucleus. The transcript has 3 exons. Gene Ontology annotation, biological process: neuron projection morphogenesis; central nervous system development; regulation of DNA-templated transcription. Bases 562 to 1551 code for a protein of 329 amino acids. Gene Ontology annotation, molecular function: sequence-specific double-stranded DNA binding; DNA-binding transcription factor activity, RNA polymerase II-specific.